AUGGAUUAUAUUAGAAGCUUUGAUAUUCGUCUUGAAAAAACAAUCUAUUACCCUGGUGAAUUAAUAUCUGGAUGUAUUAUAUUAGAUAACUGCAAAGACAUUGAAAUUCAAAAUAUUUUUGUGGCACUUCGUGGAAAAGCAGUUGCUUAUUUAAAAACAAUAAGAGGAAAUGAUAGAAAAAUUGUAACUGACUACCAGUAUUUAUUAAAUCAUAGCAAAAUUGUACUUGGUAAAGAAUUUGAAAUAGUGGAACGUAAAGAAUCAUUAUUAAAAAGUGAUCGUAAAAAUUCAACAAAUAAUCAAUCAAAAUAUGAAUCGCAAUCAACAACAAUACUUUCUAAAGGAUCUCAUAUAUUUGACUUUAGUUUUAAUUUGAAAAAAGAAAAUUUACCAUGUUCAUUAGAAACAAAAUAUUGCACAAUUCGUUAUUAUAUUAAAGUUAUUAUUAAUAUAUCCAAAAACACAUCUCCCCAAGGAAUAAAAUAUAUAACAAUCAUUGGCCCACAAUUGGAUUGUAUGGAAGAAAAGUAUAUGUCAUCAAUUAUAUCACAAGACCACAGAUUAAAAUGUCUUCGAUUUUGUCAACGAGGUUCAAUAGGUUUAAGAAUGAAUUUGAGACGUUGUGCUUAUGUUGGUGGAGAGAAUUUAUGGUUGCGGGCAGAUAUUGAAAAUUGGCAACAUUUUGUAGUAUAUUUAAAAAUACGUCUUUAUCAGAAUGUUGAAAUAAGAAUUGAUAAAAGAAAUUAUUCUGAACAAAAACUUAUUCAAUCAUUAGCAAUGGAAUAUCGAUCUAAUGCUAUUUCUGAAAGUUCUAGAUAUAAUUUUGAUUCAACAAAAGAAUAUCCAAUAAAAAUUCCUGUUCUUCCACCUACAAUGAUAGGAAAUUGUAGAUUAAUACAAAUUUAUUAUACACUUAAAGUUUGUUUAGAAGAUGAAAAUCAAAAAGAAGAUUUAUUUUUAGAUUUUCCUAUUGUAAUUGGAACAAUUCCUUAUAGAUAUCCUCCAUCAAUGCAAGGAACAAUAUCAUAUGAAUUUUGUAUACCAUUUGUUGAAGGAGGAAAAUAUAUAUCACCUGAAUUUAAAUUAGGAGAUGAUAUAAAUGAUGAACAAAAAUUAUUAAAUAGAGAAUCAACAAUAUUAACUUUAAAUGGUGAUGAAAAUGAUAUACCAAAGUUAUCAUAUUUUGAAGGAAAUUUAGAAGAUGACCAAGAAUCAGAGUAUGAUUAUAUACUUUAUAGACCAGUAUAUGUAAAAUAUAAUGAAAAAAUUAACGAAAAAGAUUUAGGAAGAAUGAGAAUAUAUUCUAUUAAUGAAAAAUUUAGAAAUAAAACAAAUUCUUCUUUAAGCGAUUUACCCUCAAUUAUUCCUAUAACCAAAAUACAUCAAGAAUCUAUUAAAAAAUGA
Messenger RNA from Strongyloides ratti, 1404 nucleotides. Its product is annotated as FI21816p1. The transcript is spliced from 5 exons. Gene Ontology annotation, biological process: protein transport. Lineage: Eukaryota; Metazoa; Nematoda; Chromadorea; Rhabditida; Strongyloididae. Bases 1 to 1404 code for a protein of 467 amino acids. The record is from RefSeq and is a predicted model, not a curated record. Gene Ontology annotation, cellular component: cytoplasm.